AUGUCGACCUACUACGGGUUUCUAUCCUAUCCUCAUGGAGGUCGAGCAUCGGCAUUCUUGCUGUUAUCCAUGGCAUGUGGCACAAUCUGCACUUGCUUUGCAGUUUCAACCUGCCGGUUUGCUACCCUCGAAUUCCUGUCCGACCAUGGUGAUUUUGACCAACAUUUUGUUGGCGACACAGAUGCCAAAGACACUCUGUCUAGUGUUCGAGUAGGCAUUGGUCUCUUUGUCUGGAUGCGACCCUUUGACACUCUUGAUUGGGAUGAUGGAUCUUGUGCUGGGUACAAUGAAUUACAACGAAAUGUGAUUGUCGAUGGGAGAUUUGAAAUACUCCGCAUUGUUGGUGUCGUGGCCGUACUCAUGUCGGUUAGUCUGUUCCUCUUUUCGUUUGGAUUGUCGUGUCUAUCAUUGGCGCGAUUACAACGCUAUAUUAUGAUCACAUGUACCGUUGCACUCGCAUUCAUGACUGGUUCCACAUUGCUUAUUACAACAACUUCUGUUUGUACCGACAUUGGAACAUAUCCAAACUGUGAUGUGGAUCAAGGUGGUCUAGUGGCAGUCGCCGGGGUACUUUUCUGGAUCUUGACGGGUUUGAUCAUGGUAUUCUUUAUCCAGCCAGUCCAGAAUACCAAACUCAGCAACAGACAAAAAGAAAAGAGAAAAACUGAGAUACGAAAGAAACAACUUAACAUGUUGAAGCAGAUUGAGGAGCUCGACCUUGACAGGAGACUAGCCGAAAGGAAGUUGCGAGAACAAGAAGAAGGGACAUCAUCCUUGAAGCGAAAAGCGUCUCAGACAUCAGAGCCAUCACAAAAGCAACUAGAACAGAAACGACAAACGCAACAACCAACUCAACAGCAACCUCAAACGCAGCGGAGACAACGCAAACCCCAAAAGUGUAUCGUACAGGUGCAAGUAGACGCUGAACCUCCCAAAGCGCUGCCAAGGAGGUCUGAAUCUUGGCAGCAGGCCGAAAACGAAGAAACAUCCCCAGAAUCCACCUCACCACAGUCGACGAUCAGCCAGCGAAUUCCAGAAGUUCUCCCAUUGAACAAAAACCAACAGCUGCAGUCGCCGCCAGUGCCCGCUAGAAAGCACAAGCAACUGGAGUCACCCAAAAUGUCUCCUCAGGAAGCUAAUCAAAGGAAAUCCACCAAGGGGAUGCAUUCCCUCCAAAUAUACGAAGCAGAGGCAGGCUCUCCCCCAGAUGUUCCAACAGAGGAUGUUGAGGCUAUAUACACUCGUCGAGCGCAACCUGUCAAAAAGAGGAGACUGCGCGGCAGUAGCCAGGAACCACCAAAGCAUCCUCCUCCAAGGCGGACGCAACGGGAUGCUCCUGCGGGGAAAAGAACGCAGCAACAUCAUCGACGCCGAGAACGCCGCAACGAAAUUGCAGAGCAGGAGAGAAGGUCAUCCUCCAAGCGGGAUGGCUCCGAGUUGUCAGAUCCCUUGUACGGCUGCUUUCCUCCUCCACUGCCAGUCCCCCGAGCAAACUCUCGCAAAACACAGGCCCUCAUGUGCGAUCUACCCCUGUUCGAUAUUUCCACGGUCGUCAGCCACGACCAAUCCGAUACCGAAGAUGUAGAAGUGUACAUUGGGAAGACUCUGGACAAGAUUGACACUAUGAUUGACAUUGGCAGCUAUGAAGGUUCCACCUGGUCGUCCGAUUGGCGGGCCGACGUAUAG
Seminavis robusta is the source of this 1686-nucleotide messenger RNA. Lineage: Eukaryota; Bacillariophyta; Bacillariophyceae; Naviculales; Naviculaceae. The record is from the annotation of a GenBank genome assembly.